CCCAUCAAUAGUCAGAAUCGUUCAUCAGCUGAAGUUAACCGUGUAUUGACGAACAGCAUGAUGUACCCAACAUUCUAACCAAGAUUAUAUUAUUGUUAAAAAAACAUAAAUUAAUCUUAAUCAAAAUGAACUACCAAGAAGAACAGGAAGGCGAGAUGGAGGCCUUGCUCUCCAUUUAUGAAGGCGAAUUAGAAGUGUUGACGUCGGAGCCCCGCUAUGUGUUCACCAUGCCCAUCAAAACCGAUGAAUAUGAUCCGGAUGUGGAUGAGUCCGGAUUGUUCGUCCUGCUCAAGUUCUCGUUUACUCCCAAAUAUCCGGAAGAGGCUCCCAAGAUUGAGAUUGAAGAGCAAUCCGAUAAUCUCAGCCUAGACGGCACUGACACGAAAUUUUUGGCUCAUCUCAAUGAACAGGUGGAGGAAAAUCUUGGAAUGAUCAUGGUCUUCACCAUCAUUUCCGCGGCUAUUGAGUGGCUGGGUUCCACGUGGGAAGAGCUAAAGGCUACCAAGGAGGAACGACUCAAACGCCAGAAAGAAGCCGAUGAAGAAGUGGAAAGGAAACGGUUAGAGGGCACGAAAGUCACCAUUGAAGUAUUCAUGAGAUGGAAAACAGAUUUCGAUAAAGAGAUGAUGGCAUUGAAGGAAAAAGACAAGAACGAGGCCAAGAACAAGGACAAACUAACGGGCAAACAACUCUUCUUGCGAGAUGCUUCAUUAAUCGAUUCUGAUGUCAAGUUCUUGGAAGCGGCUGGCGAUCCUGUUAAAGUGGAUGAGUCGUUAUUCGAAGACUUUGAUGACUUGGAUAUUGAUCCCGACGAUGACGACGACGAUGAUGAGGAGAAUGAUCCAGAUUGGCGGACAGGAGAAAUUAGCGACUAAGCUUUUGCACUUACUCUGUGAUGUCUAUCUUCUUCUCAGCGAAUAAAAACUAUCUUUACUCUUGGA
This is a messenger RNA of Tigriopus californicus, 941 nucleotides long. RefSeq names its product RWD domain-containing protein 1-like. Lineage: Eukaryota; Metazoa; Arthropoda; Copepoda; Harpacticoida; Harpacticidae. Gene Ontology annotation, biological process: cytoplasmic translation. Gene Ontology annotation, molecular function: protein binding. Bases 126 to 875 code for a protein of 249 amino acids. The record is from RefSeq and is a predicted model, not a curated record. The transcript is spliced from 5 exons.